Molecule: messenger RNA, 1871 nt
Organism: Dipodomys spectabilis (banner-tailed kangaroo rat)
Lineage: Eukaryota; Metazoa; Chordata; Mammalia; Rodentia; Heteromyidae
Gene: Slc2a11
Product: solute carrier family 2 member 11
Exons: 12
Coding region: 98-1603 (501 amino acids)
Biological process (GO): monosaccharide transmembrane transport
Cellular component (GO): membrane
Molecular function (GO): hexose transmembrane transporter activity
Source: RefSeq, a predicted model, not a curated record
GCUCCCUCCGGUCUGCAGAGAUGUGCUCUGAGCUCAGCCGGCAGGAGUAAGGAGUGAGGGGGCUUUUCAGCCUCAGCUCUGCGGACACGGCGGCGGCAUGGAAGAUGAGUUACCAGUAAGGCCAAGGACUCAGAUUCAGAGCAGGGUGCUGCUCCUGACCAUCUGUGCAGCUGGCAUCGGUGGAACUUUUCAGUUUGGCUACAAUCUCUCCAUCAUCAAUGCCCCAACCUUGUACAUUCAGGAAUUCAUCAAUGAAACCUGGCAAGCAAGAAGUGGCAAACCACAGCCUGACCACCUGAUUCUACUUGUAUGGUCUCUGAUCGUGUCUCUAUACCCUCUGGGGGGCCUCUUCGGAGCACUGCUUGCAGGACUCAUGGCCAUCAGACUAGGAAGGAAGAAGUCCCUCUUAGUGAAUAACAGCUUUGUGGUGGCUGCAGCCAUCAUGUUCGGCUUCAGCCGCAAAGCACGCUCCUGUGAGAUGAUCAUGCUGGGAAGACUGCUCAUGGGAGUCAAUGCAGGUGUGAGCAUGAAUAUUCAGCCCAUGUACCUGGGGGAAAGUGCACCCAAGGAGCUUCGAGGAGCAGUGGCCAUGACCUCAGCCAUCUUCACAGCCCUGGGCAUCGUGAUGGGGCAGGUGGUUGGACUCAGGGAGUUCCUGGGCAGCCUAGAGGUCUGGCCUUGGCUGCUAGCCAGUUGCCUGGUACCUGGGGUAUUGCAGCUCACCACUCUACCCCUGCUCCCUGAGAGCCCACGGUACCUCCUCAUUGACUGUGGAGACACUGAUGCCUGUCUGGCAGCCCUGAAACGGCUGCGGGGCACAGGAGAUGUGACAGGGGAGCUGGAGGAGCUGGAGAAGGAGCGUGCCGCUUGCCAGGGCCAUCAUGCACAGAGCCCAUGGGAACUUUUACAGGAUCCCACCCUUCGGAGGCAGGUGACCAGCCUCGUGGUGCUGGGCAGUGCUAUGGAGCUUUGUGGGAACGAUUCGGUAUAUGCGUACGCCUCCUCUGUGUUCCGGGAGGCAGGAGUACCAGAGGAGAAGAUCCAGUACACCAUCAUCGGGACUGGGAGCUGCGAGCUGCUCACAGCUUUUAUUAGUUGUGUGGUGAUCGAGAGGGUGGGACGGCGGGUGCUGCUGAUGACGGGCUACUGCCUGAUGACCUGCUGGGGGAGUAUCUUCACAGCUGCCCUGUGCCUGCAGCGUUUCUUCGCCUGGAUGCCCUACCUGGCUAUGUCCUGCAUCUUUGCCUUCAUCCUCAGUUUUGGCAUUGGUCCUGCUGGAGUGACAGGAAUCCUGGCCACAGAGCUGUUUGACCAGAAGGCCAGACCUGCUGCCUAUACGAUCUGUGGGGCGCUUAUGUGGACCAUGCUCUUCCUGAUUGGGCUAGUUUUCCCAUUCAUCAUGGAAGGCUUGUCCCACUUAGUCUAUGUUCCUUUCGUCUGUGUCUGUAUCUGUGGGGCCAUCUACACAGGCUUGUUCCUCCCUGAGACCAAAGGCAAAACCUUCCUAGAGAUCUCCAAGGAAUUGCAAAGGCUUAACUUGCCCCGCCAGACUGGAAGCCCCAGGUGGACUGGUCCAGAGGUCAUCCAGUCCACGAAGGUCUAACUGCGAAGCUGUGGCCAGGAGCCCAAACCGGUUGCCUUUUCCUUUGUUACCUGCAUUCAUUUUCUCCCGCCUUUAGCAAGUGUUUAUUGGGCACUCACUGUGUCCAGAUGUGGUACUGGGUGCUUGGCAAUUGGUGGGAGAUAGAGAGACAUGAUGUAGGACUGCGUGGUGUCCCCAUUUAUAAAUAAUUGACAGAAAACCAAUAGAAAUAAUCAUAGCCAGGUGCCAGUGGCUCAUGCCUGUAAUCCUAGCUACUUAGGAGGCUGAG